Molecule: messenger RNA, 2499 nt
Organism: Aspergillus wentii DTO 134E9
Lineage: Eukaryota; Fungi; Ascomycota; Eurotiomycetes; Eurotiales; Aspergillaceae
Exons: 2
Coding region: 1-2499 (832 amino acids)
Source: RefSeq, a predicted model, not a curated record
AUGGCGCCGGACCCUCAACACCAUCUCCUCCCUCCAUACGACUCCGACCCGCCCACGCCGCUGAAUCCCCCGCGAUCAUGGAAUCCGCUAGGUCGCUCAUCGCCCGACCAGGCUGCCUACCAUCCCACCGCCGACGACGACUUCAACGAUAUCUCCCGCGAUGCUGGGCUGGGGAUUUCCCAUCUGUCGGGCUCCGAGGAGUCAAUUCCCGCACAUAAAAGGAAGUUAUCGGAGGAUAGCAUCAACGGCCCCAGUGCGAACACUACGCCGGGGCUGUUGAAUCCGUCGCCCAAUUUGCACAGCUCGCAGCAUCUCCUGAAAGAUGGAGGCGUCAAGUGUCCGACGCAGUCGAACAUCUUCCACCGCCGCUUCUCGUGGGUGCCCAUCACCAUUCUGGUGCUGGCCAUCUACGCCACCAUCUUUGCGGGCAUAUAUCUGGUGAUUGCGCUGUUGAAGCCGCGCUGGGGGAAACACGUAGGCGGGGAUGGAGGAUUAGCACCGUCGACGGCCAACCUGCUGAGUGCCUUGUUUGCCAAGACGAUUGAACUGUCGUAUGUCACGGUGUGUGUGGCGUUUCUGGGCCAGGUGCUCAGUCGCCGGGCGCUCACCCAGGGAUCGCAGGGCAUCACCAUUUCCGACAUGAGCAUGCGGGCGUGGAUCAUGCAGCCGGGCUCGCUGAUUGUGCAUUGGGAGACGCUGCGAUAUUCCGGAUUGACCUUCUUGGGUGCGAUCACGCUGACGGCGACGUUGGUGGCGAUGUUGUAUACCACCGCCGCCGAAGCACUGGUCUCGCCCAAACUGCUCAUGGGCCCGCUGGAGGAAACAGUCGUCUGGGGCAAGGUGUCCACCAGCUUCGGCAACACCGACUGGAUCUCGGCGCACUGCAAAACGCCCGUCACCGUCGCUGCAGACCCGGUGAACCGCAACCUCACCUGUCUCGAGAUCGAACACGUCGGCCACGCAUACCACAACUACCAGCAGUGGAUCCAGACAUGGGCCGACAAGGUCGCCGGCGGCAAUGUCACGUCUGACCAGCUCGAGUUUCGGCCGCAACCGACCGGGUCGAUCUACGACAACACCACCGUGACGGGCAGCUGGAUUGAGAUCGACGACAUGACGGAGCUGUCGAGCAAACACGGGCGAAUGGUGAACAACAUCACCAUGGCGAUGCCUCACGGCGGCGUCCUCGGGGCCUCCAUCGAUCCGCGCAACGGCAUCAAACAGCCCCAGGAAGCAUCCGGACAGGGCAAAUACAACAUCGACGCGUCGGUCAUUUCCCCGGCCGUGAAUGUCCUCUGCGUCGGCAUGACCAAGGAAGAACUCUCGCCUCUCAUCUAUACCGAAUGGCCGGACUCGCAGAAAUUCAGUCCCACCAACUGGAGUGUCUCGCCUCCGUCGGACAUCCCACGAUAUCCCUCCUGGCUGAACCGCACCGUUGUCGACGAUCUCUUCGAGUUUGGCGAGAAAAACGGUCAGCGUCCUCCUAUCUUCGGCAAAUACCCCAAGCCAUACAACACCAUCACCAACACGACCGGAUACUGGCCGGCAAACGCCAUCUACAUCCUGGGUGCUGCCCCAUCCGCCGAUACGAAUCCCCCCUAUGUUCUCUGCUCGCUGCGAGCAAAGCAAACAGGCGUCUGCUCGACUCGCUACGAGGCUGCGUCCUCCGGCGCAAAUCUCUACACCAACUGCGAAAACUCCACCAACCCAUUGCAAUACAAUCACCGCGUCAAGGAUACCCCCGAAGGCAUCUGGGAGGCGGACUGGAAGAACAUCGCCUCGGAGUGGGCCAACUCUGUCAGUCUGGGCUCCGGAAUCACAGACGGACAAGCCGCCAACGCCCGUCUCCUCAUGCAGAUGCUGCCGACAUACAACAAAGACGACAACACGUACUCCCUCAGCACGAGUCUCCCUUCUAUCAGUGAAGCCCUCGCCGUCAUGUGCGGCAGCACCUUAAUCCUCAGCACCCAAAACGCCCCCUUCGUCCCAUACUGGAACUACAGCAAGGACAGGGUCCUCGACGAACCCGUCUACCAAUCCUUCCCUUCCAUGCUCCAAGCAGUCGGGUAUGCCUCGGGCGGCACAGAACGCUGGCAAGGCGUCUUCUACCCCAUUCUCGUCUUUGCAUUCAUCACCUCCGGCAUCGUGCUUGUGUUCAUGAUCGUCGAAGUCCGCGGCAAGCAAAUCACAGACUUUACCGAACCGCAGAACCUCUUCGCGCUGGCCGUCAACAGUCCCGCGACGUCCAGAUUGCAAGGCGCGUGUGGCGGCGGCCCGGUGGGCAAACAGCUCAACGAGCGCUGGUUCGUCGGCAUGGAGGAAGACGACGAGCAUUACUACAUCCGCGCAAAGGCAGAAGAACACCUCCCCAGCACGCCCUACUUGGGACACGGCCAGGAGAUAGAAAUGCAGAGUGUCCCCAUCAAACCGGUUAGUCCGGCUGUGGAUGAAUUCCGGCGCGUGUCGAAGAGAGGGAGUUUCCUGGCUAAGUUUUAUUGA